AUGGUGGGUGGUCCCUUUGCCUCUGCCACUCCUUUCGCGAACACUCGUCGAUCCGAUGCUGCUAAUCUCCAAAAGUACAUGGGCCUCGACCAGCGUGGAAAGGUCCUCGCUGAAUACGUCUGGGUAGAUGCUCACGGUGGUGUUCGUUCAAAAACAAAGACUCUCAGCCGUCCCGUCACUUCGCCUGACGAGCUCCCAGAGUGGAACUUCGACGGUUCGUCGACAGGCCAGGCUCCCGGCCAUGAUUCGGACGUCUACCUUCGCCCCUGCGCCAUCUUCCCGGAUCCCUUCCGAGGUGGUGACAACAUCCUCGUCCUCUGUGAGACCUGGGACGCCGAUGGCUCGCCCAACAAGUACAACUACCGUCACGAGGCCGCCCGUCUCAUGAGAACACAUGAGAAGGAACAGUUCUGGUUCGGCCUAGAACAGGAAUACACUCUCUUGGACGCGGAUGGCUGGCCCUUCGGAUGGCCCAAGGGUGGUUACCCCGGUGCCCAGGGCCCAUACUACUGUGGUGUCGGUACCGGCAAGGCGCAGUGCCGUGACAUCGUUGAUGCCCACUACAAGGCCUGUCUCUACGCCGGCAUCAACAUCUCCGGUAUCAACGCUGAGGUCAUGCCGUCCCAGUGGGAGUACCAGGUCGGACCGUGCGAGGGUAUCGUCCUCGGUGACCAGCUCUGGAUGUCCCGCUUCCUCCUCAACCGUGUCGCCGAAGACUUCGGUGUCGUCAUCAGCUUCGCUCCCAAGCCCAUCCCGGGUGACUGGAACGGCGCUGGUCUCCACUCCAACGUUUCCACUGCCUCCAUGCGUGCUGAGGGUGGCAUGAAGGUCAUCGAGGCUGCCAUGAAGAAGCUCGAGGCCCGUCACCCAGAGCACAUCGCCGUCUACGGUGAAGGAAACGAAGACCGUUUGACCGGCCGCCACGAGACCGGCAGCAUCGACAAGUUCAGCUGGGGUGUCGCCGACCGUGGUGGAAGUAUCAGAAUCCCCAGACAGUGUGCCAAAGACGGAAAGGGAUACUUCGAAGAUCGAAGACCCGCCAGUAACGCGGAUCCAUACCAGAUCACGGGUAUCAUCGUUGAAACUGUAUGUCAUCCUCCUUGUCUAUUUCAAACACAUGGAACUAACCUUCUCUCUAGCUCUGCGGUAGCGAUUAAGCCCAACGAUGCGCCCACGUCGAAAUGCUUUUCCUGUUUUUCUUCCCUUUUCCGGUGCUCAAGACCGACACGCUUAAUGCCUUUUUAA
Microsporum canis CBS 113480 is the source of this 1245-nucleotide messenger RNA. Its product is annotated as glutamine synthetase. NCBI's taxonomy places the organism in Eukaryota, Fungi, Ascomycota, Eurotiomycetes, Onygenales, Arthrodermataceae. The record is from RefSeq and is a predicted model, not a curated record. The transcript has 5 exons. Bases 1 to 1245 code for a protein of 414 amino acids. Gene Ontology annotation, molecular function: glutamine synthetase activity. Gene Ontology annotation, cellular component: cytoplasm.